AAUGUUCAAGUACAGAGUUGAUCUCCCAUUUAUUUAGGACUUUCCAUAUUAAAACAUCUACGUCUUGUAUUCGCAAUAUAUACAUAAUGUUUGUUUUGAGUCAGACAUCGCGAAAACAUUUUGUUUGGUCAAGACUUAAAGUGCUCCGGUUCUCUUAACGGAUGUCAUUAUCUAACCUUAUCUAUUUUAAUUGUUUCGUCGAGUAUAAAAGGACGUUUUUGUCGUGUUUUAAGAAAAUUGUAACGAACGAGCUCGUACGACCAACAAGUAUUAAUUUGGCGUAUUUAACGAACGAAUUUUGCUUUCUAUGUGCUACUGAAGACUUCCAAAAUGAAAACCAUUUACUUCGUUUUACUAAUAAGCGUCUGUGCGGUUAGCGCAAUAUACUUGCCUGACGAUUCGAUUUCAGCUGAUCUAGAUAAGUAUAAGUCAGAAAGUUUUGGGUCUAAAUUAUAUUCCGAAAGCAAGAGUUAUGACGAUGACAACGACAGUGACAGUGAGAGUGAUAAUGAAAAUGAUAGUAAAUAUGAUAGUAAAGAUGAUAGUAAAGGUGAUAGUAAAGAUGAUAGUAAAGAUGAUAGCGACUACUCAAAGGAUUCUAAUAGCGUAGAAAAACUCGAAAAAGAACGCCAGAAACUUCUCAAAAAGGAAAAAGAAUGGAUUCUUAAAAAAGAAAAGAAAGAACUAGAAAGAAAUCUUAAGAAACAAAAGAAGGAAUUAGAAAAGAACCUUAAAAAGGAAAAGAAAGAAUUAGAGUUGCUCUAUAAAAAAGAAAAGGAAGAAAAAGACUCAGAAUCAAAAAGUAUUGAAAAUUUAUACAAGCAGGAAAAAAUAUGGGAGAAGGAAGACAAGAAGUCAAAAAAAUUAGAGGCCAAGGAAAAAAAGAAGCUUGAAAAAGAUGACAAAAAGAACCAAGCGAAAAAGGGCAAGAAAAACCAAAAGAAAGAAGUAAAUGUGGAUAUUGAUAUAGACCAGGAUUCUAAUGAAUUCUUGAAUGUCGAUAUUCUUGUUGAAAAAAUCUACAAUGGCUACGGUUUAACUGAUUUGAAUACUGACAUAGAAAAGAAAAUUGCUUUACAAAAAUUCCUUGAGGUAGAGUUGGGAAUUAGUGCAAAAAGUACAAUCGAAGAGCGUAAUCAAGCCAUUUUAGAUUUUGUAACAAAAAUUUCAGUCAAUACUCAGACUAAAGAUGUAGCUCAAAAGAAUCUUUUUGACAAAUUGAAUAUUCUUGGUGUUAAUUACAUACUGAAAGAGCUAGAAAAUGAAAUCAUUGAGCUUGGAUCAGACGAACUUAAUAAAAUUACUAACCCUUUGAUAAAUACAGUCGAUCAAACUGUUAAAGAAAAGACUUAUUUAGUGCAAGCUGCUUUAAAUGCUUUGACUGGAUUUUAUGCAAAGCCCAAAUCUUCUGAAGGCUGGAUUAAUGACGUCAUCCCCUUAACGUCUGACACAGCAUCAUCAUCAUGGGAUGCUGCAACAUCAAAAUCUGACGCAUCGUUCAAGGCUGACGUAGAUUCUGAAGCUUCAGAGACAGCGCUACCAGCAUCUGACGCUGAGAAGUCUGAAACUAACACUGUUAGUCUUUGGAACGAUGAUGUAACUCCUUCCAAGAAUGUUAAGUCAGUAGCUGCAGAUGUCUCAGUGACGGCUGACGGUAAUACUGCCACUGUAGAUACAGAAACAAGUUCGUCGACUAGUGUAGCGGGAGCUACAGUAGAAAUAUCAAGUAAAGGCCCAGUCGUGGAUUUGAUCACAGAUGCUGCAAUUUCAACUACAGCAGUAGUAGCAAAAGAUGCUUCUCCCUCAGAAGGCAGUGAAUAUGUUUCUGCAGACACUUCAUCUUCAUCUGCGAUUGUUACGAUUCGGUCCGAUGAACCAACAGUAGAUGGCAAACUAAUUAAUGAGGAGCCUAAAGGAACCAUUAAUGAUGAGGUGACACCCGCUGUAAAUGAAGUUUCAAGUGGACCAAGUACUAUUGUUGCAGCACCUGCUGUUGUUGUAAAUGAUGUAAUUGAGUCUCCAACUGGAGUAAGCGCUACCGAAGUAAUUAAUGAUGAGGUAUCGGUAGGUUCCAAAACUAUUGUUGCAGCACCUGCUGUGGUUGUAAAUGAUCCAAUUGAGUCUUCAACGGGAGCAAGUGCUACCGAAGUAAUUAAUGAUGAGGUAUCGGUGGGUUCCAAAACUAUUGUUGCAGCACCUGCUGUUGUUGUAAAUGAUGUAAUCGAGUCUUCAACGGGAGCAAGUGCUACCGAAGUAAUUAAUGAUGAGGUAUCGGUGGGUUCCAAAACUAUUGUUGCAGCACCUGCUGUUGUUGUAAAUGAUGUAAUUGAGUCUUCAACGGGAGCAAGUGCUACCGAAGUAAUUAAUGAUGAGGUAUCGGUGGGUUCCAAAACUAUUGUUGCAGCACCUGCUGUGGUUGUAAAUGAUCCAAUUGAGUCUUCAACGGGAGCAAGUGCUACCGAAGUAAUUAAUGACGAGGCAUUGGUGAGCUCUAAAACUAUUGAAGUAGAAACCACUACAGCAGCCGAGGUUGUGGCUGAACCAGCAGUUUUAAAUACCGAAGCGCCACAAGAUUUGAGUACGAAAAUUCUCGCAGAUGCUGUACCUGAAGCUGUAAUUGUAACAGCCCCAGAGGCUGAAACUGCUAUAACCACAGGAUCUCCGACAGUUGACCUAGAAACUAUUAAGCCAGAAGUAGUUACAGAAGAAAUUGUGGUUGUUGAAUCGAAACCCGUAGAAACUGUCACUGCAGAAACCGGAGCAACUUUGAUUGAAGUCAAAUCUCAAUAAAAACUAUGAAAAUGCAAAAGUUUAAGAUCAAUAUAUUAUUUAAUCGUUUUAUAAUUUUGUAAAAGAAGUAAAAUCUACUAAUGAAUAUUAUUUUUAAUAUAAGAAGCAGCAUA
Molecule: messenger RNA, 2903 nt
Organism: Bombyx mori (domestic silkworm)
Lineage: Eukaryota; Metazoa; Arthropoda; Insecta; Lepidoptera; Bombycidae
Product: probable protein phosphatase DDB_G0282105
Exons: 2
Coding region: 331-2790 (819 amino acids)
Source: RefSeq, a predicted model, not a curated record